This is a messenger RNA of Fusarium pseudograminearum CS3096, 291 nucleotides long. RefSeq lists its product as uncharacterized. The record is from RefSeq and is a predicted model, not a curated record. Gene Ontology annotation, molecular function: acylphosphatase activity. Bases 1 to 291 code for a protein of 96 amino acids. The transcript has 4 exons. Lineage: Eukaryota; Fungi; Ascomycota; Sordariomycetes; Hypocreales; Nectriaceae.
AUGCUACCUCUUAUCUUAAUCACAGUGCAUGCUAACACUUGCAAGGUCUACUUCUCUGUUGAAGGGCGUGUUCAAGGUGUUGGCUUCAGAGCUCGAGAAUAUGGUGUGACUGGUUGGUGCCGAAACACAAAGGAUGAGAGAGUUGAAGGAGAGGCUCAAGCCAGCGAGGAGAUUCUUUCCAAGUUCUUCAAGGACGUGGAUGAUGGUCCGAGAUCAGCUCGAGUCACAAAGGUUUCACAAGAAGAGAGACAAAUUAUCGAGGGAGAGAGUGAUUUUACAGUCACGCGUUGA